AUGAUAGAGGAUACAAUGACUUUGCUGUCUCUGCUGGGUCGCAUCAUGCGCUACUUCUUGCUGAGACCGGAGACGCUUUUCCUGCUGUGCAUCAGCUUGGCGCUUUGGAGUUACUUCUUCCACACCGACGAGGUGAAGACCAUCGUCAAGUCCAGCCGGGACGCGGUGAAGAUGGUGAAGGGCAAGGUAGCCGAAAUCAUGCAGAACGAUCGACUCGGGGGGCUUGAUGUGCUGGAGGCCGAGUUUUCCAAGACCUGGGAGUUCAAGAGCCACAACGUGGCCGUGUACUCCAUCCAGGGCCGGAGGGACCACAUGGAGGACCGCUUCGAAGUUCUCACGGAUCUGGCCAACAAGACACACCCGUCCAUCUUCGGGAUCUUCGACGGGCACGGGGGAGAGACUGCAGCUGAAUAUGUAAAAUCUCGACUCCCAGAGGCCCUAAAACAGCAUCUUCAGGACUAUGAGAAGGACAAAGAAAACAGUGUGCUGUCUUACCAGACCAUCCUCGAGCAGCAGAUCCUGUCAAUUGAUCGAGAAAUGCUAGAAAAAUUAACUGUGUCUUAUGACGAAGCAGGCACGACGUGUUUGAUCGCUCUACUGUCAGAUAAAGACCUCACUGUGGCCAACGUGGGUGACUCAAGAGGGGUCCUAUGUGACAAAGACGGGAAUGCCAUUCCUUUGUCUCAUGACCACAAGCCUUACCAACUAAAGGAGCGAAAGAGGAUAAAAAGAGCUGGUGGUUUCAUCAGUUUCAACGGCUCCUGGAGGGUCCAGGGAAUCCUGGCUAUGUCUCGAUCGCUGGGGGAUUAUCCACUGAAAAACCUCAAUGUUGUCAUUCCUGACCCAGAUAUCCUGACCUUUGACCUGGACAAGCUCCAGCCUGAAUUCAUGAUCUUGGCAUCCGAUGGCCUCUGGGAUGCUUUCAGCAAUGAGGAAGCUGUUCGAUUCAUCAAGGAGCGUUUGGAUGAACCUCACUUUGGGGCCAAGAGCAUAGUUCUACAGUCAUUUUACAGAGGCUGCCCUGACAACAUAACAGUAAUGGUGGUGAAGUUUAGGAAUAGCAGCAAAACAGAAGAGCAGUGAAUCCUUCUGGGUCUCAGCUGCCCUAGACUAAAGGACUUUCAACACACUGGUCUCUUUUAAUAUAGUGAAAGGGGUGGGAGUUGUAAUUAGGAUCAUCCAUCCCAGACACAGAAUUCCCCCCUCCCUGGUGGUCUUAGGUCUACACUCAGUGGUGAACAGAGGAUGCUCUUGGCCAACACAGUUGACAGGCUGGAAAAUGGUUUCUUCGUGUUUUCCCAACUCGCUCAUCCAAUGUCCAAAGUGCAUAAAUAGCUGUAGAUCCAUGUGUAGGAAGUGAAUGGCACACAUACCUCGUAAUCUCCCUUUUAAGAUUUUUUUUUUGCAGUUUUUGUCUGGGGCUAGGUUUGAACCCGCCACCUCCAGCAAAUGGGGCUGGCGCCCUACUCCUUUGAGGCACAGGCACCACCCCCUUUUAAUAUUCUUUUCAAAAUCCUGCCUAAGGUUCCCCAGGCAUCAGCCAUUGUGUCCUCCCAGCACUGCAAGAGACAGGCUGCCAUGUCAGCUGUGAGUGGUGACAUGCCCUCCACGGAGAGGCAGGGCUGUCCUGAGGUGGUGUGUGCAGCAGAAGCAGGUUUGGUGGCUGCUCAGGGACACUGAGGAAGCAGGGGUGGGGUGAGAGGUCAGGGCAGCCGCCUACACGCAGAAAUAACCCCUUUCCUCACCCCCUUUAUUAGUUAAAUAGACUUUGUAUACCCCUUCGGCCCCUUUAUGCGUCUGUCCCAAUCACGCAUGACCUUAACCUCUUGCUUAGCCCUCACCAUAUGCCUCAGGCAGCUGUGAACGGCGCCAGCAGACACCGUGAUUUUUCUUCUGAUGUUACCAAGAAACCAUGUUGGGGGAAGUGAAAAAGCAAGUCACAGUUCCAUAACUCCUUCCAUCGGUAAGGGUAGAUAGAGGGACAGCAAGGGAGUCACGGUGCGCCUUGAGGACCAGGCUGUGUGCAUGGGGAGAAAGGAGUGAGGCGGUGGCGUCGCCUCCAUCCUGGCAGCUUUCGAGCAUGUUCUGGGAUGCACAGCCUUGAACUGCUGCAUGUGUACUUCUCGGAGUGUGCAGCAUUCCCAACUAUUUGGAAUUUGGUGGGAAAUUACUGGAAUGCCUUGACAAUGAAAAGGUAGCAGCCUUUAACAUUCGGUAGCAAAUAUCCGUCCAUGCCAGGUCCCUUUCCCUAGGCAAACACCGCUCCAGGGCGGCCUGCAUUGGAGGCUGCCAAGGCACACGGUGCAGGCAGGAAUUCAAGUGUUUACCCAUUGAUAAGUAGCCCAGAGUUAUUUUGGGACCUGGCUUGCUGUUCUCUGCUUCCUACCACCAAAGCCUCAUUUUUCUCAACCUCAGUAUUAUAGAAGUUAAUUUGGAGAAAAUGCUCAGUCGUUUGUGCCGAACCAAGGCAGCUCCAAUUCGCUAAACAAGAUUUUCGUUGCAUCCCCAGCCCUGUCUGUCCCAGGGUUUUGUUCUUCCUGAGCGGGCGUUUGUUGUUACAGCUUCUUGCAGGCCCCGUUGGCUGGACGCCUCCUACCUGGUGUGCCCCACCUCUGCCCACCCUCAGCUCUAGAGCUUCCCACAGCCCUUUCCAGGAGAGCUCUGAGAGUGAAAGGAUUGCCUGGAGGCUGCCAGGGACUACCCUCUGCCCCCAUUCCUCCAACCACUUACCUUCCUCUGACUGCACUGAGAAUUACUAAUGAUUUCCCAAGAAAUUUGCUUACUUUCAUAUACUAUAUGUUUCAACAUUAGAAUUAGAAUCUUGGUUAUUGGUUUUUAGCCAUAGAAUGUUCUAGUACAAAAUACCUGCCAGCUUUUUAGAUUUAAGCAUUUGUGAGACACUGGACAUUUGGACGUGUGUAUUUGGGGUUGGGGCGGGGAGGAGAGUGUGGAAAACAAAUACUGCUUGUUGAUCGGUGCUGAGACAGCUCAGGCGGCUCGGUUGGCUUAGAGAUUUAGGAUGUUCUGCCUCUGGAAAGUCACCAAGCCCACCACCUAACUCAAGUCAAGAAUCAGCAGUGUCAGCAUUUUACAGUCUAGAGUUAACUUUCUGUUUUUAUUUUUAACAACAUAAAAAUAUAAUAAUGAGGGAAAGGCAUUUUUAAAUUCCACAAUCAUUUUUUAUUGUGUAGAAUGAAAAUAGUCAUGUUUUGGUGAGUGUGAAAAAGAAAAGCUACUAAAUUAGUAGAUUAGUGUUUAUGUACCCUGCAAAAUUGCUUCAUAGAAGAUGCUGAGUGCAUGAGUUACCUAAGUUUCCCUCUAACUGAGGUUCACAAAGCAGCUCCUAAAUUUUGCUUUGAGGAAUUAAUUCAUUUCUGACUUUAACCAAAUAGAUUGUAUAUCUCCUACUCCCUUUCUGCCCCUUCUCCCCCCACUAUAGCUUGUAGGUUUUUAACAGAUAGAAGUUCUAGGCAAAAUAGUGUAGUUGGAUUAGAAGUUACACUAGUUACAUCUAAAUCAGAAUAUUUUGUCCCCUUCUCCCAUGCUCCCCUUCUCUAGAGCCCUGGGAAGGUUGGCUCUACCCAUUAGGGAAAUUAAUUUGAGAAGUUUGCAUGUGAAGCUUCCCCAAACCGCACUGCCAAAGCUUUGGAAUCGUCACUCAAGACUGCCCAGACUCCCUAGCUAGCCUGAGUUCAAAUUGCCAAUAGUCCCCGUGGUGCCAAAUUUUGGGAUGGUUUUACAGCCUUUUAGAAAAAGGAGCUGCGAGCAGCCAUGUACUUAGGAGCCCCCAGCGAGAUGCCAGGCCCUGGUCCUCAGAAGCGCACCGCUCUGCUGCUCCACUGGCAAUUUGGACUCUUACAUGGGGUGGGGCUGAGGGGCAAAACAGCCAGCAAAAAGUUUUUAAAAAUUCAUUGUAUAUUUGCAAUUCUUUAAUCAUGGUAGUAAACAAGACUUACAUAAAAAGCUCCAAAGCUAGUUCCUAAGACCUGCAUUUAUUUUAUGUGACCAAUUUGCCCAGGACAGUGGAUCCUGAAUUGCUGUUCUAAUGUAGCAUAACACAUGCCUGUCUCCAUGUCCCCGGUAACCAGUGGCUACUUUCUGUUCCUUGCUGUGCAUUGAAAUAUUGGCCUCUCGAAUUCUAUGUUGUGAGUAUUUCACAGAGAGCAUCACAGGGAAGGAGCAUAUGAGAGCUGGAUAAUUUAAAAUAGGACUUAUUUCAUACAAGCGUAAUCAUUUCAGUAGUUUGCAGGAGAAUGAAGCAUCACCAUUGCAGUCCGAUUUGAAAUGAUUCUAGGAAAUUGAUUAUAUUAUCAAAUUGGAUCAGUGGGGUUUUUGGAAAUACACAAGUGAUUCACAGGCAGAGUGAAAACUUUCUCCUUUGCCAGAUAUACCUUGAUUUUUCUGAUUUUUUUUACUUGAGUGAUUGCCACAUCUCUCUUGCAACUGGGUUAAUGAAAGGUCUUUGUUUAGAAGAUGCAACUUUUCAUUGUACAUUUCAAAGUACAGGAAUACAUUGUUUGUAUAAAGCUUUCUUUUCAUCAUGAUUUCAGCAAUUCUUCUUUCCUCCCUUCCGUCCAUCAUUAGACUGAUCUUCCCUUAAUAUACCCUCAAAAUUGCCUUAGCACAUUACACCAGCAUUCCCGAUCCAGCUCUGGAGCAAUGAUGUGACUAUUAGAUAUCUUGCCUGUUAAUUGCCUCUGGAUUAAAUCAUUGAUAUCUAGACUUUUAAGCCAGUUAGCUGCACACUGCAGAAGUCAGAGAAUCCAGUGUUCUCCAAAGUGUGUUCCAAAGAACUCUUCCAGAUAGGGUUCCAGGGUCAAAUGCAUUUGAGAAACACAUACUAUUUUAGGAAGUUAAUGCAUCUGAGCACAUCAAAGGCUCUGAUUUAAGUGUCCAACAAGAGACACUAGGUAUUUUCAGUUAGCACAGUGUUUUCCAGAUUAAUUUGACCACAGCAGCUUUUUCAAGUAACAUUCCAAGGAACUUGUGUUUUACAUAACGCACUUGGGGAAAUUCUGGUUUGUUGAAAUAGUUUUUUCAUUCACCGUGACUCUUAGUAGUAGCAGUAUAAUUUGCAGUUUAGAGUCACCAAUCCUUUCUCACUAGAGGCUGACUUGUUGAUAAAGCAGUGUUAAGAAAUAGUAGGAUUUCAUAUGACCACAUAGCCUCACAUGAUAGAUAGCAUAAGGCUGGCAAUCCUCCUUGAAGCUCAAACCUCGUCUCCCUCUGUCAUGUGACUAAUAGGAGCCUUGCAAGAGACAGGCACUUCUCAGACCUAUGACAGGAGCUUCCACUGCUGGUCUGCAGUUCACUUUGCUUUCCAGAUUGAAUCAAAAUAAAUAUUUUUUACAUUUCGUCCCUAUGUAAUGGUAAAAACUAUGUAGAAAAUAAUAGAAGGAGAAGAGCAAAUUGGAUUUAAUUCAUUUUUGAAAUUUUAACUACAUCUCAAAACUUAAUUAUCCAUUAUAUAAUAAUGGAAAUGUAAACCAUUGAAACUUAUUCACUUUCUUCUAUUGCUGUCUCCAGAUUCAGUGAAAUCAUGUGUUUUAAAACCCUUGCCUCAUGUCAUCCCACCUCUCCUUGUUACGUACAUAGUUAAGUCUGCCAAGUUAUCUCUUGCCUAAAAUGUAAGGCUUGACUACAGUUCUAUAGCUGCACUCUCAGCUGGGGCGUCAUGUCUGGGAAGCGAUGAGAGAUACCCCCAAAUAGUGUCUGAAACAACUCUACUCAAAAACAUGGCUCAGUGUAAAUUUAGGGUAAUCAUCAACUUAAAAUUACAUCCAACAUUUAAGAAUAACCCACCCACCCCCUGGACAUCAUCCAAAAUAGUAAAAAACUAAAAGUAAGAUUCCUUCACCUAGAUGGCAGAUUGCAAAGGGCAAGGGGCAGUUACUAUGAGGUUCCCGUUGGGUAUGUGUUUCCAAACAUGUUUUCUAAUAUGUAAGUUCUUUGCUGAUAUUUUAGUAAUGUUAAUGCUUGUUCCAUUAUUUGUUGUUUUUACCACUGUUAAAUCAAGUGUCAAUUAUGACAAUUUUUAUGUGUUUGGUAAUAACCACACCAUCCUGUGUACAAUCGCUUUAAUAAAUACAAGUUAAGGACUUUGAGGAUAGCACGUAGUAACUGUUCACUUUAACAAAUCAUCAUAGACAUUUUCAUUGUUCGAAGUUCUGCCAAAAAGCAAGCAUGCAGCCGAGGUACAGAUUAUAUUUGGAGACAUGGUUUCAUUUAUUUUAGAAGUCCUACAAUCCCACCCGACAUUUGUCAAAUCCAAAUGAAUCUUGAGAACUUCCAAGACCAGUGCCCUUUUCUCUGAGUACACGCGAUGACUCUGAAGACUCUGGAGGCAGACAGUGGCGGGCAGAGGCUGAAGGAGGGACAGGAGACAAUGCCUGGGUCGCUUGCUGCCUCUGCAGGGGAGGGGCUGCUUCAGCUGUCC
Nycticebus coucang (slow loris) is the source of this 6436-nucleotide messenger RNA. RefSeq names its product protein phosphatase, Mg2+/Mn2+ dependent 1L (gene PPM1L). Gene Ontology annotation, cellular component: nucleus; cytosol. Lineage: Eukaryota; Metazoa; Chordata; Mammalia; Primates; Lorisidae. Gene Ontology annotation, biological process: positive regulation of canonical NF-kappaB signal transduction; negative regulation of canonical NF-kappaB signal transduction; protein dephosphorylation. The coding region runs from base 1 to 1083 and encodes 360 amino acids. The transcript has 4 exons. The record is from RefSeq and is a predicted model, not a curated record. Gene Ontology annotation, molecular function: cation binding; protein serine/threonine phosphatase activity.